CGGUCUAGCCGCUCGAAAUCAUAGAAUAAGGCGUAGCACCGCAGCAAUAUCUACAUGCUCCCGGCAUUUCCAAAGCAAUACGCACGGCGGAACCCAUUGGAAAAUUUGAAUAAUGUUGCCGAAGCUUUCCGGAAGGUGAAAUUGAGGAAUAUAUUUGGAUCAAUCCGUUUGGUUGCGCACUAGAGGAGACACAUGCCUUCGAGGUAAACAGACAGCAGGACUGGACAGCCAGAUAGUAGCCUAGGUUAUAUCGUUUUUCUCCCGCGUUAUAAGCGGUUACAGGCUGUUAUAACGCCACGGUAGUGGUCCUAAGGUCGAGCAGAGCGUCAUAUUUUGGUUUGUGCACCUUGGUUGGUUAUUGAGACGCAGUUGGAAAUGUCGGAAGUACUACAAGACGAAAUGAGUCAUUAUGGAAAUGAGGACGAUGAGGGACACCUUUCCUUCACCUGUCGCCUCCAAGACACCAACAACUUCUUCAGCGGCUCGCAGGGGGGCAAACGCCCGCCCAAACUUGGACAGAUAGGCAGAAGCAAACGAGUCAUCGAGGAUGAGAGCGGCGUUGACGAGGCGCAGAAAAACGGGACAGAGAAAACACAGACGGAGGCUUAAACACACCACCCCUGCCCCCCCCCCCCCCCCGAAAGACAUUGAUUCUCAUUUUCUAUUCGAAAUCAACAGUUUUAAUCCAAAAACACUAUAUAUAAGCACCUUCAUCCCAUAUGGCAGCAAGCACUUCUAGACCCUCUCCCAGUCCUCAUGAUGGUGAUCUCCUGGGACUUAUACUGGCAGGAUGGGGAAGCAGCCAAGACAAGAGAUGGAGACGGACACGGAGACCGAGACGGUGAUGGAUACAGACGCCCAGGUGAAUGUCUGCCAGGGUUUACGCCCAUAGAGCUUGUCUAAAACGGGGGAUGACCAGCCUUCUACCCAGAGAGCUACAUGGUGAGCAGCAGGCUUUUGCUUCAGCCCUACACAUUUUACACUAGUCAAUUAUUGGUCGUAUAUAACUCCUAAGCAGGUUGACCAACAAAUGUAGCAGUCUGAAAACUGUCUUUUCAUGGUCCUGGGUAGCAGCUCAUUCGUAGCAUUAGGUGUAUUAGAAUAGGGAUGGAUCAAAACCCUGCCGGAGGGGGAUAGUUCUCAAGGAGGAGGGUCUAAACCAUGUGACCAGGAGAGGAUGCUGAUGGAGGAAGACAAUGCUGUCGAACAAACGCAGAAAUCAGGGAACAAACUAUAGAAAUUAUCUUAUAAACUAAAGCACACACACACACUCUUAUAUCAAUCAAACCAUAUGAUAUUACAUUACCAUUCUUUCUGCUCUUGAUUCUUCUGAUGACGAGUGCAAACAAAUAAAUAAUAUAAAUAACUUGUAAAUAAGAAAUGGUACAGAUGUAGGAUCUUAAUUUGAUCACCCUGUUGCAGUAAAACUUGUAGUGUAUGUGAGGUUUAAAAAGGCAUCUGAAGUUAGUCAUUUCCACUUUGAAAUUUCAGGCAUGAUUUCCCUUAUGAGAAAUGCAUCAAACCCUACAAAUGUCCAUUAAUUAUGAUCCACAUAAUAAUUCACAUUUCCUGUUGCUGCAAGAUUAUUUUCCUGCUGUAGCAAACUGGCUCAAAUUAAGAUCCCUACAUCUGCAGCCCCACGUUCUGUUCUGUGCCAGUCGGUUUCUGCUCUCUUGUCAACUCCUUUUGGAAUUGUCAUUUUUGGUGUGACAAUUGGUCGUGAUAUGGACCUGGCAAGAUGGCACGAACAGAUCUGAGACCAGGCUAACGUUUUGUUGCACAGCGGAGAAAAGAAGCAGUGAAAUGGUUUGUUGUAAUCUAACGUAAUGUGUCUGUAUAAAGAGACCUUAUUUAUUAACCCUUUGGAGAAGUAUUUUGCAGUGCUCAAGGCCUGAGGGAAAAACGGAGGGAGAUUUUUGUAUGGAGAGAAUUACGAUGACAGAAUUAAUGAAGUGAUCUUUUCCUUUUUUUUUACUUCUUAUAAAUUUUGAUGUCGCCUGAUCAGUUUUUGUUACCAUCCUUUGCAUCUAUAGAGUCAUGUAUACACAUUAUACAGUACUGUACAUCACUUGUUUGUAAGGCACCAAAAGGCCUAAAGUCUGGAUUGUUAAAUAUAAAUGUACACACUCCCUAUUUAUGAACUAUUUCUAUUGCAUUGCGCAUUAUCACGUGUGCCAAAUAUCAGGAGGGAUAACCAGACAACAUGGUUGCUUAUGUUGUGCUUUCUAUACGUUUAAUUGUACAAAUUUUGUUAUUCUUCUGUUGUUGCCAUUGUUCAGGGCUUUUUCUUACCACUGAAUUACCAACUGAUGCAUGGCAGAAAUUGAAUCAUGCAUGCAUGGCAAUGUUCUGAAGAUGAUCUUGUGUAUUCUAGAACACCUCCUAUACCACUUUGAAUGACUAUCCUCCAGAACAGUCUUAAUAUGACGUAUGUUGUACUGUGCUGUACUAUUAUCUCACUGAUUUGUACAGUAGUCUAAUAUCUUGUAAUAAAGAUUCAGAAGAAGUUAA
Molecule: messenger RNA, 2511 nt
Organism: Oncorhynchus nerka (sockeye salmon)
Lineage: Eukaryota; Metazoa; Chordata; Actinopteri; Salmoniformes; Salmonidae
Product: calcium/calmodulin-dependent protein kinase II inhibitor 2-like
Exons: 2
Coding region: 376-609 (77 amino acids)
Biological process (GO): negative regulation of protein kinase activity
Molecular function (GO): protein kinase binding; calcium-dependent protein kinase inhibitor activity
Source: RefSeq, a predicted model, not a curated record